AUGCGAACGCGCCGAGGUGGAGGCGUCGAGAACGAAGCUGACGACGUGAUCGAGAUCAAUGGCUCGCCCAACGUAGAUAUCUUACAGCGCUUGCCGCGUCGUCGUCACCGGGCGGUUCGCUACAUUGAAUCCCUAGAUGCCUAUAGUCAGCCUGCAGAAGGACCGAAGUCAUCUCAACAUGGUACAGCACAGCCGUUGUACCAACGGCACCCAAGGUCACCACGCGAGUCGAAUCCACCUUCGGCGGAUGAAGAAGAGAUUGACGAGAACGAAUACGACGACGAGGAUGAGGAGAACCUUGACGAGGACGAGCAAGAAUCUUUCGACACAGCUGAAGACGACGGUGAAUCUGUAGAGGACGAAUCGGAUGAUCCUCCAAGUCCUGAUAUCAAGCAAGAAAGUCCAGGAUCUGCUGGUCUUGGGGUAGAUACAGCAGUGACGAACGGUCCAGCUGCCGAUGGCACUUUGACUGGUCGGUAUCCUACACGUCGGCGCAUCUCGGGUCUCGAAGGGAACACGGUGUCGGCGCUUGAAACGUUGCCACCACCGAAGUCCCUCAACCGCUCAUCCCAGCGGUACCCCUUGCGAGACCGAUCGCGCCAUCAUCGCCAUCGCGACUCGUUUGACGAGCCCAACAAGACAAUAUCGGCGUCGUCAUCAAUUACAUCGUUUCAGUCCACUCGCGCAGCCACCCAAGUCUUGGAUCGCGCAGCUCGGUAUGCCCUUCGGGCCAAGCGCGAGAACAGCGACGUGGCUAUGUCAUCUCCAGAGAAAUCCAGCCAGCAGCAGGGCGGUUAUCACCGGUCCACAAAGAGCUACUCCCUCCGCGAUCGAAGUAGCAUUCGUCGUCAAGUGACGGCUUCUGCGCCGCAACCAAACUACCCUCUCUACGACGACUUCGGCGAUGCGCGCCCCCCGAAACGUUCCAAACACCAUGUCGAUCGUCAGCCCUCGCGCAAGUUCUACGCUCUCUCGAGCUCGUCGUCGUCUGAUUCGACUUCCGAUGGGGAAAUGCAAAUGAUCAAGCGCGGCAGCAGUCGAAGCAAGCACGGCCGGCGGUCGUCCAAAGGUUCGUCGGUGCUGGACACUGACAAGACCAAGGCCUCGCUCCCAGCUGACAUUUCUCCUCUCGAUAUUGACCCGUCAAUCACGUGGGAUUCCAUUGGAGGGCUCAAAUCCCACAUACACGCGCUCCAAGAGAUGGUGCUCCUGCCACUGUUGUACCCGGAAUUCUACGCCAAGUUUGCCCUCUCUCCACCGGCGGGCGUUCUCUUCUACGGACCUCCUGGCACGGGCAAAACGCUCGUGGCCCGCGCGCUGGCCAACUCGACCGGCAGCCAACGCAUAACGUUCUACAUGCGGAAAGGCGCGGACUGUCUUAGCAAAUGGGUCGGCGAAGCUGAGCGCCAGCUGCGCGUGCUUUUCGAACAAGCCAAGAAGACGGAGCCCAGUAUCAUCUUCUUUGACGAGAUCGACGGUCUUGCACCAGUCCGCAGUGCGAAACAAGAUCAAAUCCAUGCCUCUAUCGUAUCGACGUUGCUUGCGCUCAUGGACGGCCUGGAUUCUCGCGGUCGUGUGGUCGUGAUUGGAGCAACGAAUCGGAUCGACGCAAUCGACCCUGCUCUCCGUCGACCUGGUCGCUUUGAUCGAGAACUUGCGUUUACCUUACCGAAUGCGACGGAUCGCGCAGCCAUGCUCGGCAUUCACACCAAGAAAUGGCAGCCGCCGCUUUCGACGUCAUUCAAAGAGCAACUCGCCAAAGAACUGGUCGGGUAUUGUGGCGCUGACAUCAAAGCUCUGUGUUCGGAAACUGCCCUUGUCGCGUUCAAGCGGUCCUUUCCUCAAGUUUACGACACGCCGGCGAAACUCGACGUGGAUCUGACGGAAAUGCGCGUGCUGCGGUCGGACUUUCAGCUCGCCCAAGCUAAGAUCGUACCGGCUGCCGCGCGGUCGCAAACGGCCGUCGCAGCGCCCCUGCCUCCCCUACUCGCCCCAUUGCUAGAGGAACCGCUGGCGAAAUUGGUCCACUUAGUUCACGCAUCGUUCCCGACCGGGUUAUUCGCCCCGCCGCCUGCGGUCACGACGAAUGCCGCUCCGAUCUAUGACUUGGCCACGACAACGUGCUCGCAUUGUUUGAAUUCAUUGCCAAACCACGGCGACAACGUGUCCGAUCGGAAUAUUCAAUCGUGCGAAUUAUGCCGGUCCUCGUUCCAUGCGACAUGUCUUGCCUCACCAACUCGGUGCUUCUCGUGCAUGCCUUCGUACACGUACAUCCCGCCGUCCCUCGUGCGGUGCCUCGUCUUUGGGACGUCUGGUGCGAUGGGGCAGUCCGUGCUCACGUCGGCCCUGUUGAGUGCCAUGGAUGGGCUUCCUUGCGUCGAAUUUGAUCGCUUCAGUAGCCCCGCACAGUGGAUGACCAAGUGGUCCGAGGUGCUGACGCGGGUGCCAUGCGUCGUCUACUUUCCGCACUUGGAUCAAUCUUGGAACGAUCACCCGACGGAAAUCCCGGCCUUGUUGCAUCACUGGUUGCAGACCGCACAGCACCUGCCCAUCGUAGUCGUGGCCACAGCGUCCACCGUCAUGCUCCCUGCCGACUUGGUGUCGCUCUUCCCGCACCAGUAUGAAGUGACGCCGCCCAACGAAGCCGCCCGGCGAUCGUUCUGGAGUGCCGUGGGCACGUGGGUAUCGAGUCCACCGCCGGCGGCGCUCCCGCCGCCCAAACCACUGCGCGUGGUGGCGCCGCCGAAGGCCAAAGAACAGACGAAAUCGACGGCGUCGGUCCUGACUGACCAAGAGCAGCACCAUCUCCGUGAACUCCGCAUUUUCCUUGAAGCUGUGGUUUCGUACUGCAUUCGCCAAAAAGCGAACGCGCCGUUUGUGGUGAUCGAGACGAUGCUGGACGACGGGUCGACUUGUCGACGGCACAUGGACUUAACCACAAUUCGCGACAAAGUCCACGAUGGCGAGUACACGACAUGGGAAAAGUUUAUGGAGCACAUCCACGAGAUCGUCCAAGAUGCGUACGCCGCCUACCCCAAGUACAGCUCGAUGCGGUACAUUGCUCAUGCCGCCGCCAACAUGCAGGACAACGUGAUGAGUUUUGCGCAUCGGUUCCGAAAAGAACAGGGGUAUGAUCUGUUUGCUACGUGCCGCGAGAUCCAGCAAGCCAAGCUGGCCACGCGACCAGUCCCAGCCCCCAUGCGCCUGAAGCGGCCCGGCGCGCUUCCGCCAUCGAUUUCACCUCCUCCAGUGGCCGUCGAUCUGGUCGAAGACGACGCGGUGAGUGAUGAAGUGCAGGAAGUGUUUGCCGUGGGCGAUCCGGUUUUUGUCGCCAAGCGCACUGGCCCUGGAAUAAACAAACUCGGCGGCGCUGGCCGCGUCCAGCAUGUCUACAAUGCCACAGACGAUGGAGGACUCAAGUACGACGUCAAGUUCAUCUUGGGCGGGUUUGAAAAGGAGGUCGACGCCAAGUACGUGCGGCGGCUAACUGAAGACACUGUCCAAGCCAGCGUUAAAAUGCACGCGACGACGACUGUUGUCGGGGCUAACAGUCGAAGGGCGGCUGCACCCACUGCCGACGAUAUCUUUGACGCAACUGUGUGGCCUCAUUUGUACCAAGCAGGCUGGGAGUACCUUCCUCCGCCGGUGGGGCUGUGGGUUGCCGACCCUCCCAUGGACUCAGAGGGGACCGACCACGCACUGUCCAGAGCCGAAUGGAUGGAACGGCACCAGUGCUUUCCAUCCCGCGACGACGUUCUUGCGUUUGUGAAACAAUCGCCCGACUACGCGCGCCUGUGCUUUGGCCAACGAUAUGUUGAAAGGAACAUUGCCGACGGAUUAGUCGCAAAGCCUGUGCCGUGGACGCCCCAAGAGGAAAUGUACUUCAUGAUGCUUGAAGACAAAGCAGCAUCGCCAACUCAAGCGGCCGACCGAGACGGGUCGACUUUGUCGGAAACCCCGGCGUUCACAGUGGACGAGGACCAAGUACGUGCCAUCGUGGAAGAUUUGGUCCAAGCGACCAACGGAUGGUCUGUCGACGCGCUGCGGCAAGAACUCGUGCAACUCAACCAUAUCGUGUUGGCUCAUCGGCAACACUUUGACCGACGGCCGAUGAUUGAGGCGCUGCGAGAUCGCGUUCAGGCUUUCCAUUAA
This is a messenger RNA of Aphanomyces invadans, 4152 nucleotides long. RefSeq lists its product as hypothetical. Gene Ontology annotation, biological process: positive regulation of transcription by RNA polymerase II. The transcript is spliced from 12 exons. The record is from RefSeq and is a predicted model, not a curated record. Gene Ontology annotation, cellular component: nucleus. The coding region runs from base 1 to 4152 and encodes 1383 amino acids. Lineage: Eukaryota; Oomycota; Saprolegniomycetes; Saprolegniales; Verrucalvaceae. Gene Ontology annotation, molecular function: chromatin binding; ATP binding; ATP hydrolysis activity.